AUGGCAUAUCAAUAUUCGCAUUUACCUCACGGACUACCACAAUAUCUACCACCGGGCUGCAAGUUUCUGAGCUGCCACGACGCGCAAAAUGUACUGCGAAGUUGCUCGACUUGGAGACUUCCAAAUGGGACUUUGGUCACCCCAUUGGGAGGUGAACUUUACCAGGUUGUCGAGGUUCCAGCGAACUGCGACGAACGAUGCUCAUUGCACCAGGUUUGUCGCAGUCUUGAUGUGCGUAUUUCUAGGUCGCUAAGGGUGUGGUAGAGUACGUAUUCCCUUGGUUCAUUCGGGUAGCAGUUUAGGGAAGGAGUAUCAGAAGCAAAACGGGAGCCAUUUCUUGUCAGGUUGUUUUACUGUCGUUUUUAUUUCGCUCAUCUGGAGUUUAAUUCUAAACUAAUCAAACUUAGUUAAACGAAAAAUGAAAUCUAGCUAAAACUGUCCGCCUGACUAGUAUAAAAUGGGAACGUUUCAAAGUUUCAUUUGGAGUAAAUUGGUUUGCACAGUUUCUUCCGCAGACUUGAUGUAAUUAAAAUGCAAUAUGUUGUUAUUUCACAACCACAAGGGCGUUUCUUCUCAGCGUGACGUUAAAGCUGUUUUGAUGAUUCUUUUUGUUUUUCAACGGCUUGAGAAAGGUAAUUUUUCCGAAACGAUGUGAACUUGAUAUUCAGUGAUUCACCGUUAAAAUAUUUUGGAUGGUACCUAGUUUUUGUGGAUAGCACAUAACCCCUUUUGCACGGUGCACUAUAAGGAAGGAAGUCGUAUGAGAACAAAGAUCUUUAAAAUAGGCGAACACUUCGUAGUACAAUUGGUCGGUUAGGCUUAAUAUGUGAAAACACUAUCAAGGCUACUAAAAAACAUUUUGACAAUUUUUAAGGCAGAAAAGUGCUCCUUAAAUCCAACAGAGUAAACUAGUGAUACUGUGUACAUGUACAAGGAGUUGAAAUUACUUUUCCUCAUGUAAAGACGUCCUGUUGUUCCAUGUGUUCCAUGGUUAAAAAUGCAAUUCUCAAUACUCACCUACGUAUACUUCUCUUUAUUCUAAACGAUGAGAAUUUGGUUUAACAUAGAGACAAGUAUCCCCUAUCGCUCAGAUGGCUUUUUAGCCUCUUGUCACCUGCACACUUUAGUUAACAAUGUAUUGACUUGAUAAUAAAAACAUGGAACUGGAGAAUAAAAAUUGUUACCCACAACGGACAGUCAACGGCAAACAAAAUUAAAGUUGUGCCCGACGGACAUAAAAUAACACCUAAAUAUUAUUAUGAAUUACGUGGACCGUCUUAGAAACUUAGCCCUCUGGACAGAAAUAAUGAGGACUUAAUGUCGGCAGCUAGUAAUUAAAACUUAACUUUCGUUAAGGCUGAGUGUAAACAGAAUUGAAAUGCUGAUAGGCAAAGACAAUGAUUGCUUCCUCUUAGUGGCAGGAAACACUAUUUAAAGAUUAGAAUUUAAAUAUGUAGCUUAGACCAUUUAUGAAAAUGUGCCGACGCCUCGAGUUUUGACUAACGUCGAUUCGAUGAAAUUCAACUCCGACACCAAUUAUUUUUUUUAAACAUUAGGCUGAGUAAAGGAAAGAACAACUUGAAAGAAGUAUUCACUAAUUCAAACAUCCGACAGUUUCCGUUUCUAUUAAAGAAGUUGUAUUGCCAAAAUAUUACGUACAUAGGACAUAGAAAUAAUUAAAUUUGUACAAUAUAAUGUUGACCAAUGCGAUCAAAUCCUUCCCCAGCUGCCCUGUUUCGCACACUUAGUAGCUUCUCCCGUCUAUAUUUAUCUUAUCGCGGCACGGUGAAAACAAAACUUUUAACGAUUUGAAUAGGUGUAGCGUAGGCUUGAUUUUAUUUUUCACAAAAGUGUAAUUUCCCGUAAAUUCCAACCAUUUCAGAGAAACAAUCGAUUAAGCACUGAAGUGUGAGAAUGUUAUUGUUCAGUUUUCUUAUAGCUAUUAACUCUUUGCCUUCUCCAAUUCACACCGUGUUUCAAACUACUCCAUAAAUGAUUUCUUGUAUUUUACUGUCCAAAACAGAUCUGAAACAACUGUUUCUCACCCACAUCAAAAACGCAGAUAAAAGACUUUUUAUCAUACCUGUUCAAAACUCUUCAAUUGGGUAAACUGGCAAUUUUGUUGCUAAUGGAAAAUUAUUGAAUUUUGUCAAAAAAUCUGUUGCUCCACAAAAUCUACCACUCUUGUUUUAUUCUUGUAGAUUUGUACUUAUUGCGAUCAAAACAGGGAAAAUAUUGGAAUUACAAAAAAGGGAACUUGUUAGCCGUUUCUAUUCUAUUCUCCAAACAAGGCCAGAACAAUUGUUUCAAUGCCUAUGACAUUACAGAAAUUUGAUACAAUAUUUCCAUUAUAAGUAGUUUCGAUAUUGAAAAUGUCAAACAAUUGUGAGCAGUUUAUAUGGCAUUUCCGUUUAUUCCAACGAACCAGGCCAAAUUGCAAUUUGCAAGACACGCUUAUUAAGGUCUAAAAAAGUGUUGAUGCAAAAUUUCAGUCAUUAGCUGCGGCUUCUAUACGUGGUUACUUCCUUGUCCACAGAGGAUGAGUUUUCCGCAUACCUUGUACCAGUUUUUGAGUCAUAAAAAAGACAAUAAAACACAAUGGAAAGCAAACAAUAUCUAAAAGCUCUUAAAAAAUAUAGAUGCACAUUUUAUAACACAAAAAUGAAAUAAUUUAUUGCACACCCAUCCGUGAAACAUUAACUUUCAUUGAUACCGACUACAUGUAUCCUUCUUCCAUUCUGUAUAUAUUACUUGUGGUACAGUGAUUCAUGGAAAACAUAAGAUAACACAAGACCAAUGACCACUACUCGUUUUCUUUGAUUAUAGUCACGACGUUCAGCCCCAUCUUCAGUUGCUUUGAUCACCGAGAACUCCGCUUUGCUGAGAAAUGACUGGCUUCGAUUUCGGCAUUACUCAUCAGAUCACGAGGACCCUUCCUGCUUUGCCGAGGGAGUGUCAAGAUUACCACCAUUCUACAGAGGUGAGGCUUACAGUCUAUCUCCUAAUCUAUUAAUUUGCCUGCCUGUUUUUAAUUAUGGGCAACAUAUGAUGUUUUGCGAGACUUUGUUAGCAUGCAAAAAUAGAAUGAGCCAUUCUUCAGCAUCGAUCACUUUUUUCCUGCACGCAAAGCGCUGAAAAAAUUAACUGUGCAAAUUAACAGGGUUGCAAUAAGUCUUUCUUGAACAAAAAACUGCUUAUUUUUGUACGUUUGAAUGCUGGGUAUACGUAGUUGUUCGAUCUUCCAGAGUUACAUAUCAUUAUUUAGAGACGCACUGUUCACGAAAAUCCGUAAGGAUUCGACAAGACAGAAUCCAAGCAAAGAGAUGGCUCUUACGUCGCCAGCACAGGCGAUCAUUACAACAGCACUAUCGCAACUCCAUGACCUAUUCGUUUAGAAUCACUCUUUAACAGGGAAAUUAGAUGUCACUCUUGAAAUUAUUUGGUCUCUGUACCGUGUAUAGUGUUCUCUCACAAUGUGUUUAACAAAGAAAUAAAAAAUUUUGCUUUAACCAUUUUUUUUGGUAAGGUAACAAGAGAAGGACACAAAUAUGUGGAGAAAUGCUUCAGUUACUAACUUCUCCUUUUUUGCUCAUUCUACUUGUUCCCUUCCCUUUAUUCUUCAAAAUGUUGCCUUGCGAUUUUCGCUAAGCACAGCAAGUUGAAUAAAAAACACAACACCACAUACAUUUUAGACAUGAUUUUGUCGGUUUAAAAAAUAGUUUGUUCCAUACAAUUCUUCAGCUUGCGCCAGAAAUCGGCUUCAGUUAGAACCUAAGUAAAUUUCAAAUGUUCGUAACAGUCCUUUCAUUACGCAAAGGAGGAUUUAUGUAACGAUGUACGCAAUCAAUAUUUUAAAAAGCAUUUUUGCUUUCGCUACUCCGACAAGUUCUCGGAGUCCUUCUUUUGAACAUGCGGGCUAAUUUUCAUACUUCGGCGACGGCCACUUGCCGAUUACGUACUUUUAAUACUAAUCGAGAUUUGACAUACAAGGUCUUGCUAUGCAGUCUUGUUGAGAAUAGCUGUCAUUCCACCUAAGUCAUUGUUGUAGCGCUGAGCCAGGCUAAACAUGCGUCCGUGUUACAGUUCAGCCGAGCUAAACACAAGUCUGGUUUCUCGAGAGCAGUAAUAAAUAAAUACUGACAUGGCUGAUAGUUCUUAAACAAAUUUGUUGUACACAGUGUCCCUCUGCCCUUGAAUCGAGAUAAAUUAUGGCCUGUACGUAAAAAUCCAUUGCCGAUUUAAGCGAUAUUAAAGAUUAUUCAGUUUGUUCUAGAGAAGUACCCAAUGAAAAGCCGAGAGCGAAAUCGUAAGAAUUUUUUGAUUUUUUGAAGUGCCAGCUAUGUCAGUGAACUAAAGGAGGCGAACAAAAAGUCUGAAGUAAAGAAAGAAAUAGUUUGUACUGUAAUGAUGUUUAGUCAUUAUCCUCUAAAUUUUAACUAUGAAUAUUUAAUCUGCAAUUUCGAUGAUUCAGAGAAAAAAAUUAGGGAGAAAAGAAAGCAAAUUAUCAAAAUAAAUCGUAAAACUUUUAACUGAAGUAUUCCACCUUAAGGAUGGCAAAUAUAUAUUCUGACUCAUUCAACUUGCUUCCUUUAAUAGUGCAAAUUAUGUUAGAAAGUAUGACCUUUAAUUUCACAAGAUGUACGAAAAAAAAAGAAAGAAAGAUUGGAUAAUUUAUAGAUAUCCCAGCAAGUGACCUUGUGUUUAGUUCCAAGAAGAAUUUUACUUUAGGGACUAGGUAAGAGAGUGGUGUUAUUACUUCUACGCAUUGAUGCCGAAAAAAAAACCGUCUCUUUAUUUAAUCCAAGAGCAACUCUCGGCAGGACACACUUCCCUUUGUUUAAAAGCCUAAAAACACAGGUGGCGUGAAGAAAAAAAGAAAACCGUAUUAUUGAUAAAGAUUCACACGUGUAAUAACUUGAUAGAACUCUACAAAUAAAAGAAAUUCCUCGUGAAUUUUCUUUGAAAUGUGUGCACAUGAUUUGAAGUUAGGAUUUUUGGUUUCGAGUAUACGUGUAUUCAAUUCAGUUAAGCUUGCGUGCUCUGAAAACACCAUUAUUAUUUUCUUUCCCAGAAGACAGCACAAUUAAUUUAAUUUCAUGGCAAAAAGUGAUGUCUUCGAAAUUGGAUUCUAAAAGUAAUUUCCAUCAGGAAAUUAACAGCAAAUAUUAGUUCCCCCUGCAAAUCACUAACAAUAAUCAAAUCAUUAAAGUUGCAUUAACUUUGAUACAAUGCGUUUAUUUAAAAACCUUGCUAUUCCAAUUGUGUUUUGGAUUUAUUUAUCUGGGUCCUACUGCGAUAUAUUGAUUGAGCUUAAUUGCCUAAUAUAUUUUGGUGUUAUAUUAAAAAUAUCUUUACUCACUUUCCAGAUGGCCCUCGCUGCAACUGUCAACUCUGCGUCACCACCUUGUAUCCCGAUCGCCUUUACGAGCACCACCUGUCGCAGAUGAAACCGCAUGAUAUGAUGUGCAGGCUCAGGGAAGAAAGAUUAUCUCCUUUGCUUCAUAAACAAAAAACCGAGGCAUUGGAAAGUCCAGGAGCUUUUCCUUUUGCUCUUUCACAUCAAUCUUCGUCUUCGUCGUUGAAUUCACCUCAAGAGGAACAAAGACGACAAAAGCAAAAGCGAUUUCAAUGCAUGCACUGUGAGAAGUCCUUCGGCAAAUCCUCGCAUCUUCGGGAUCACAUCCGAACUCACACCGGCGAUCGGCCCUUUCGCUGUCAGUUUUGCAACAAGGCGUUCACACAAUACUCGAACUUGAGAACGCACACACGCAUUCAUACAGGUGAAAAACCAUUUAAGUGUCACCACUGUAACAAAAGCUUCACCCAGGCUGUCACGCUUCGCAGUCACACAAGAACUCACACUGGAGACCGACCAUACCAUUGUAAGCGAUGCAGUAAAUCGUUUGCCUGUUUUUCCGGUUUGAAAGGACAUCACAGAGUCCACUCAGAAUUGGAACAGGAGGAACUAGAAAUCUGA
Messenger RNA from Porites evermanni, 5977 nucleotides. Lineage: Eukaryota; Metazoa; Cnidaria; Anthozoa; Scleractinia; Poritidae. The record is from the annotation of a GenBank genome assembly.